AUGGGGAUUGUCGGAUUCCAGUGGGGAGCAAACCAACUAACUCUGCUCCAGAACAGAGAUAAUUGGGAAACAAGGCAAGUUUUAUUAUACAAAUUUAUUUAUAACUUUGUUCAUCAAUAUGCAUUGCAUUGUUGGUUGAUGUCUAAAUGCGUGAUUCAAAGGGUAAUCAAAGCGGCGGCUUGGAACGAAGGUGAAAAUAUAUUGAGAGGUCGUUGUGAAGAGAGCGAUGGGACAUGGUUUUGUGUUUCAAAAAGAGGCCGAGUUGCUUUUCUUGUGGAUUCAGCGUUAAUGGUCAACAUGUUUGAUGAAAACGGACGAGGCCCCGAAUCGACUCCUGUCGAGUUCUUUCUGAGCGGUUUGAGUCCAGAGAUGUUUGCAGCAAAACUAGUAGCGGAAGAAAAUGAAUAUCAUUCGCAAUUCGAGGACGAGGAUGAUGAUGAGAUGUCAGGGCGAGCCUAUGAACUCAUUGUGGCAGACAUCACUUCAGGUUCAAUGGUUUAUAUCUCCAAGCCCUCCUCUGUUGAAUCAGUUGUCCAUACACAACAAGUUGCUUUUGGUGUGCACACCCUUUCUCUUGAAGGACUCGAUUCUGGUUCUCCCAAGGAUCAACGUCUCAGAGGCCUUUUCAAUGAGAUGAUUGGUCAGAAUGGAAACCAAGAGCUACCACCAAUGAAUGAGCUUGCUGCAAGGUUGUAUGAUCCAACCGAAGCUGUCCCAGGAGACGAAUUGACCGCCUUGUUUGUCGACAAGAUUGCUAAUCUAGCAAGUUCAGAACUCGAUCACGAGCGCUGUGGAACGACAAGCACAACAGCAUUCUCCGUGAAUCACACAAAUAAAGCAAAGUUCUAUGAGAGGUAUUUGGAGAAUGGCAAUUGGUAUGAAAGCAACUUCGCUUUCAACAUCGCCUAG
Arabis nemorensis is the source of this 909-nucleotide messenger RNA. Lineage: Eukaryota; Viridiplantae; Streptophyta; Magnoliopsida; Brassicales; Brassicaceae. The record is from the annotation of a GenBank genome assembly.